Molecule: messenger RNA, 4339 nt
Organism: Scomber scombrus (Atlantic mackerel)
Lineage: Eukaryota; Metazoa; Chordata; Actinopteri; Scombriformes; Scombridae
Gene: tbx5b
Product: T-box transcription factor 5b
Biological process (GO): cell fate specification; positive regulation of DNA-templated transcription; pattern specification process
Cellular component (GO): nucleus
Molecular function (GO): RNA polymerase II cis-regulatory region sequence-specific DNA binding; DNA-binding transcription factor activity, RNA polymerase II-specific
Source: RefSeq, a predicted model, not a curated record
UCCGUGAGGGUGAUUACAGAGCGGAGCGACAUAAUCGAGGAAGAUAUUACACCGCCGCUUUGAACGGAUCUCAGGCCUCCGUUACAUCCGGCGGUAACGGGAGGCAGCAGAGCUCAGGAGCCGUGGUGUGAGUGCAGGGAGGCGGACAGCGGAGCACCAAACAACCCGUUGAUAUUUCAGAGCUGCAACAGGAACCGGGGUGGAUUUUUGAGGAGCACGACACCGACACAUUUGGACAGUUGGAUUUUUUUUUGAAGAAAAAUUAUAAUAAUAAAAAUAAGAGUUCUAGGAAUUUAAAGCAAGCUCGCCAAAAAAUAAAAAAUAAAUACGCGAGGAGCCUGCCACAGCUCGCAGGAGCAGGAUGAGCUUGUUUUCUGUAGGGGGAGCAGAACAGUGUGUUUGAGUGGGAUAUGGCAAACGGAGGGGACCAGUUCGGCCUUGCAGAGCGUCCGGACUCGGACUGCAUGGAUUCCCCGAAGGAGACCAAACAGGAGAACCAGAGCUAUGCUUUAAACUCUCCAGCUUCACCGCAGACAGCGUCCAGCCAGCAGGGGAUGGAGGGAAUCAAAGUUUUCCUUCACGACAGGGAACUCUGGACGAAGUUUGAUGGUACCAAGGCUGGAAGGAGGAUGUUCCCCAGUUACAAGGUGAAGGUCACAGGACUCAACCCAAAAACCAAGUACAUACUGCUCAUGGACAUAGUGCCGGCGGAUGACCACCGCUACAAAUUUGCAGACAACAAAUGGUCGAUAACGGGGAAGGCAGAGCCCGCGAUGCCCGGGAGGCUCUACGUCCAUCCGGACUCUCCUGCCACCGGGGCGCACUGGAGCCGCCAGCUCGUCUCUUUUCAGAAGCUCAAACUCACCAACAACCACCUGGACCCCUUUGGACAUAUAAUACUCAACUCCAUGCACAAAUACCAGCCUCGUCUCCAUAUCGUCAAGGCGGAUGAGAAUAACGGCUUCGGCUCAAAAAACACAGCUUUCUGCACCCACGUCUUCUCUGAGACUGCCUUCAUUGCCGUGACGUCCUACCAGAACCACAAGAUUACUCAACUGAAGAUUGAGAAUAAUCCUUUUGCAAAAGGCUUCAGAGGCAGCGACGACAAUGAGCUUCAUCGCAUGGCCAAGUUACAAGGUAAGGACUACCCAGUGGUCCCUCGCAGCACCGUCCGUCAGAGAGCGUGCUCUGCUGGGAGUCCAUUCAGCGGGGAGGUUCAGGGUCUGCGGGGCUCCCCCGAAGCCGCAGCAUCCCCGUACAGCUGUGAGAAUGGCUUGAACAGCAGCAGUCCUCAGGAGCUGCUGAGCGCUCCUCCGGCCCACUACAGCCUGCCUCAUCCUCACCUGCAGCACGGCCAGCCACUGCAGGUCUACCACUGCACCAAGAGGAAAGUGGAGGAAAACUGUUCUUCAGGAAACCGCCAGCACUCGUACAAGAAACCCUUCACUGGUAGUUCACCAAGUGAGGGCGAGUCUUACUAUCACCCCUCCUCCUACCCCCCUCCUCCACCACCCAGUCUAUCCAACAACCCAGCCCUGGGUCUCACUGACUCCCCCUACAGCUCAGACAUGGGACAGCGUCAGGCGUGCAUGUUUGCUGGCUCAGAGCCCAGACUGGAUGAACUAAACUGUGCACCAUGGUCAUACACCUGCCCGCUCCCUUCUGCCAUGACCCCCAUGGAACCCUACCCACCUUAUACCACUCAUCCUCCCUACAGCUCCAGCCCUCAGGGCUCUCGGCUCAGUGCUAUAGUCCACCAGAGCUCUCCACCACUGGGAGAGCCCAUUGCUCAUGACCCCUACCAGAACCAGAGCUCCGGACCUCCACCUCAGAGCUCCCAAAACAUUCACAGCAGGCAGCUCAGCCCACCUCUCAGAGAGUAUCCUCGCUACACCCCCAACCUGUCUCCUCCUCUCUACCACACACUAGAGACGCACACACACAUCAGGUGUGGGGUACCCGAGUGGAGCGCAGCCUCCUAACUGAACCAGAGGACAUACCCGAAAUUCAACGACCCUUCUUUCUGCUUAUCUGAAAGAUGCUGCACUGCAUACGGCCUAAAUAUGAUAUUACCUUUGUAACAUAAUUGUGAAAAGUGUGAUCUUGUGCUGUGCGAAGAGGUCUCAUCUGUUUGUCAUGUUUCUCCCCUGUGCUGAGUGGAGCCGUGGGUUGUUAAAGACUGGACUCAGAAGAACAAACUUCAUGAAGCUCCAGAUGUAAAAAAAAAAAAAAAAAAAAAGGGGGAAAAAAAGAAGUUAUCAUUUCUGAGCAGCACAAUGAACAUUAAAGAUGUACUUUAUUGUCUUUCCGUAACACAAAGACUGGCAUCAUCCAAAUGUUUGCACUGUGAGCCCCGUUAAGGCCAAACCAGGCUGUUUUUCUCUCGAUGACUCUCUGCAUUGUGAAGGAUGUAAAUUGUGACCCACUGUUAGACAGGCAGCAACAUUUACUGACCAAAAUAAUCUCAGCUCUCAGCAGAGCCUGAGGGAGACCUUUUUUUGUCUCUGUAGUGGAGCAAAGCACAGCUCCAUGCUCAGUCUCAGUGAAGGAGAAAAGGCAUGAGUUGUGUGUGUGUGUGUGUGUGUGUGUGUGUGUGUGUGUGUGUGUGUGUGUGUGUGUGCGUGUAUGUGUGUGUGUGUGUGUGUGUGUGUGUGUGUGUGUGUGUGUGUGUGUGUGUGUGUGUGUGUGUGUGUGUGUAAAGCUGGUGUCAGCUCAGCUCAAGAAAGCGAUGAGUUAAUUUCCAAUGAGACAGGCAGUUGUAGCUGCAGGCGCUGCACCAUAGCGAUAAACAGUUUGUUUAGAUCACACUACAGGCUGAAGGACCUGUAAACACUGUUUCCGCUGCAUUCUGGGUAAAUGCACAACUCAGCGUCACGCAGCUGUCACCGCUGUCCUCUGAGUCACCCCCAGCUGACCAAUCGGCUUACUCCAUUCACUGAGAGCUGACGAAUAAGCAUGUGCCUCUCCGUUAGCCCCAUCUGACCAGUCAGAACUGGAGUUCAACGUGGUUUAUGAGUGCAUUCGUUGGCCCAUUUAUUGUUUGUUUCUGAAUUAUUCAUGAGUCUGACGUCGAUCCUUGACAUAUGUGGAUUGUUCAGCAAAGAAAUACAGUGCUGCAAACGUGAUAAUGUUAUAGUUUUUUAGUUUUUACAAUUUUUUUAAUUUUUUUUUUUACAAUUGCUUAAAACAAGGCUCAUUUUGUCAAAACUCUACACCCAACAUUGUCAAAUGUUGUAAAUCUGAUCCUCGUCUUCUUUAUCCUCGUGCUCCUCCAGGUCUACCUCUUCCUCUUCCUCUCCCUGCCCCUCUUCCCCCACAGGCUCCACCUGUCAUCCUCACUCUCCUUCUUCCUCGUCCUCUUACUGCAACGUUGCCUUCCAUUUUUGUUGAAGAUUAAUACACUCAACCUGUUGUUUUUUUAUAGUGCUUACGCCUGAUUGGUGAGUUCACCACAAAGCACCUAAGUGUCUGUACACCUGAUGGCCGUGUUUGAUCAAUUGGUUCACAGGUGUUGUGCGUUGAAAGGUAGUGACAUCAUGUUAGAUUUCUACAUCUAAAUGUGUGUAGUGUUUUGCAAAAAGUGUGAGGCUGAAAAUGUGACUAUCAUGGUGCAGACCCUGGCUGAGGUUUUACUCAUUGACUUUCAGGUUUCACUAACGGUGCAUUAUUUUUAAAAUUUUAAUGUGUAAGCAAUCGUAAAAAAAACCAAACUGUUUUUUAGUCUCUUAAUUUUUUAUCUGAAUUAGUCCUUGUCAUAUCCACAUGUCAUUACUCCAUUAAUUGCUUUGACUAAAUUGGGUUAAAUACAUUUCCCUUCAGAUUUGGGUACGAUAUUUUCCUCCUUGUUGCUAACUGUAAAGAGACAAUUGUUACUAUUUGUGCAAAAUAGAAGCAAACUGAGAUUUUGGUUCAUUUUUUGUAAUGAAGAAGUUUUGUUACAUGUUUUUGCCCAGGUGUUUAAAUGCAGUAACAUGUGAGAACAGUCAGUCAGUAUGCAAAAAGCAGAUCCUCAUCAUUCCUUUAUAUGUAUUUGAUUUGUGUGUGUAUGUGUGUGCGUGUGACAGUGAGAUGUAACAGGCUCUCUGUUUUGGGGAAAAAGUUUGUGUUUUAUAGCAUUGUUCCUGCUAAUAGUAUUUAUUACUCUAGAUUUGUAAAAAUGUGUUUGUUGUUAACUUGUGAGACAAGAUGGUAUUGUUCAGAGAUAUUUGUUUCUCUUUGAAGGUUUCAUCCUACAUUUCCAAGUGGUGAUAAAUUGUUGUGCUAAACAAACAAAACAAAAUGUUCUGUUUAUGGAAAUAAACAGAUUUAUAUACAGAAAUGGAAUAAAUUUUAGAGAAUU